AUGAACUCUAAGGUGGAAAGGAACCUUUUCGAAACGCUCUAGCAUAACACGCUUGAAUUCCUCAAAAUCUUCAAUGUCUAUGAUUCGUCUAUCUUUUCGGACGAAUUCUCGGGCUAUUCCCGUAAGUCUAAGCUUUGCCAAUGACAACAUUUGCAUUUUUGUCCAUCCUGACAAUUUUGCUACAUCUACCAACGAGUCAAAAAAUUCACUAAUGCGGGGACCUUCUGCUUGUCCUGAGAAUGCAGGCAGUAACGGAACCAAACUACCUAAUCCUCCUAAAGUUGCGCGAGGAUUUUUGCCUUCCAUUUCUAUGCGUCUAUUCUAGUUCUACUAUGCUACUAUGCUUAAAAUUUUUAAAAACCUGUUUAUGGCGAACAAAACUUGUCUGAGCUGAACCUGUCUAAAACUGACCAACCUGUCAAAAGCCUGGAAGUCGGCUUCACCCCACUCCUGACACCAGUGUGAGAUAGGCAGCGGGCCACGGGUUAAUCCCACAAUGACCACUUACUCUGCACAGGCUCGUGAAGCCCGAUCUCGGCGUCGUUGGAUGGCUAGGAGGGCAGUUCGAGUGGGGAGGGAGGUGAGCAAGUUGAUAGGCGUCCUUAAAUGACAGGAAACAGGUUUAAAACUAAACGAGCAUUUAUUAUAUACUCAACUAAGCACUACAAGAGGUUAAAAGCGGUUAUCUCUACUAUUUACAUAAAUUCGAGCACGAAUUUUCGAGUUCGAGAGAGAGCGCUUACAAAUCCUAUAUACCCCAAAAUACCUGUCGGUGGCAGGGCGAAUUGGCGAAUGUUCAGGGUGUGGUGUCUUCCGUGUCUUCUAUUCGAGAUCCUCUCUCUAUAGCAGGAUCGGGUCCGCUGAAUGGAGGCUCGGGAGUUUCGGUGACACUAUUACUAAGUAUAACUUCCUAUGACGAAUCGCGCUGAGGUUACGGAGAUUCGAGCUUUUAUACUUUUUCGUGCGAGAGCUGACACGUCAUCGAUUCUUGUUGACGAUGACGGUGCAUUUUUCACACCUAACUGUAAACUUCCUCAGCGAGUUGUGAUACAAUUGGUGAAAUCCGAUCUAGUACAAAAUCUUGGGGUUUUUUUCCAAAGUUAAUUAACAAGAAAAUUUAAAUUUUUUUUUAAAAGACCCGCAAAAAUCCGCUGGCUCACAGAUACCAGGAAAGAAUUCUCUGAGGAAAUUCAGUUUUAAACAUGCAUUUUACUAAAUUAAAAUAUGUACUGCAUGCAAUAUUAACAUGUGAAACUUGAAAGACUUUUUGUAGACUCGUACAUCAUUUUACUAAAUCAAACACUAAUCUAUUAAAAAUAUUAAAACAUAAGCUUUAUUAUUCCAUAUUCCUCAUAAAAUAAAAAGGUAGAUAAUCUGUGAGCAGUUGUCUCAAAUAGAACUAUUAAAAGAAAUAGAAAAAAAAGACUGUAGACAAGAUGGGAUUUCCUAAACUGCAUAGGUAUGGAAAAUACAAAAUACAAAUAAUAGCUGCUAAACAACAAAGGUGAAUUGAUUAAUAAACAGAAUUGAAAAUAAUUUACAAUCUUUUAUUCUGAAAUUACUAUUAUUUACUAUGUUGGUGACAUCAAACAUUAAGUAUACUGAAGAUCCACUAGGGCUGUUGAAAAAUUGAUCUACCAUUCUAGGAGACUGGGGAUAUUUAUUUCCAGGAUUGGUAUGAUUAAAAGGCACUCUUAGUGUCCAAAGAUGGUACACCAGCUACAGUUUUUUCCAAAUAUAGUUGGGUAAAGUAAUUGCAGGCAGCAUCAUUGUUGAUAUUGUUAAGAAAAUUGUAGAAAUUAAGUAAAGAGUGUACAAUUUUUUCCAGUAUCAUCAGAUAGAAAUAAAAUAUUAACUUAACUAGUUUUUUACAUAACAUAAUUACAUUAAUAUUUUAUAGUUUUUUUGAUCGUCCAAUAAAUGAACCUGUAAGAUUGAAAAGGAGUAAAAUGAUUGCUAAAGUAUUUGCUCAAAAACACAUCAAUCAAGGACCUUUUUCAAUUAGUUUUCAUAGCACUCAUGACGAUCCUGUUGGAAUGAACUUUGAAUUAAACAGUAUAGCAUCACAGGAACUUUCAUCUACUUGGGCUGCAGCUUUUCCAAAAUUCAUUUCAAGGCGUGGUGCUAUAGUUGGAGGCAGCAUAAGGCAUCAUUCCUCACUUUCAGAUAUAAGUCAACAACAAUUUUCAGUCGAUUCAUAUGGAGGCAGACGUCAGUCCUUAGAUUCGCAACUCAGUGUCCAGAUCAGUGAACAAGAAUGGAUCGCACAUGCAUUGGCUCGUCAUCAACGAAGAAAAACUCGGAGAGAAAGAGAACAUUUAAUUCGCACUCGCAAUCGUAUUUUUCCAUGGAUUCCCAAUAGAAGAGGAAGCGAUACUUCUCAGCAGAGUGUCGUCACUCGGGGUAUGACUUCUGAAAAAGUAAUGAUUACCAAAGCGACUAGUACAGGUGACUUGACACAAGGAGUUCUUUUUCAUCGUCCCACAACUUCCUUAUUUAUUACUCGUCCACUUGUUCAGAAACAGACAAUUAAUCCCCCAUUCACACAUGGCAUGACAGAUAAUUCACAUAAAGGAAAUAUAAAUUCACAGACAAAAACACCAGUUGACUCUCGACGUAACAAUGUCCCUAACUCUAUAUUUCAACCAAUCGGAAUGCCACUUUAUCAUUCAACUUAUGAUGUAGCGUCAUCUCAUGUAAAUGUUUAUGGAGAUGUAUUUAUACCACAAAAACUCAGUACUUGCACUUAUCUUCCUGGCAGCAUGGGUUAUCCGGAAUAUACUUAUUUACCCAUGAGCUAUUUUGCUGACACCAAUAUUAAUUUAAAUCACGAACCUCUGAUCCCUCUUAAUCCCAUGGUGGACACAUCGAGUGAAGUCGAGUAUCUACCAAUAAGAAUCUCAGACACAUCUGAUUUUUACACGGAUGGAGAUUAUCUUUCGCCAGACGAAACUCAAAUUUUAUCUGCUCAAAGACUAGUACAGAAACAUCAAUUGACUGAAUACAUUGCACCAUUUCCUCGGGAAUUUCAACAUCCAAAUGGCGACAACUUUCGGAAUGGUCAGUCAAUAAAGAGAUCAUCAAUGAAUGUGGAAAAAAAGCCAAGCUUGCAAGACAUAGCAGAACUUUCUGAAAGGGGGUCUUCUGCUCCAAGGUCCACUUCCGUCCAUCCUAUCUCUCAAACUCCCCAUCAGUCAAAAUAGAUACUUCAUAAAACUUUAUUUAUAAUUUUGUUUUUUUUUUAAAUCUUAAUUUAUACUUGACAGUUAAUUUACAUAAUCAAAAAAUUAGAUCAAAAGUCAUACAAGUGAACUUUAGAAUUACUACUGAAUUUUUGAUGCCUUAAUUCUUUUUAACAUUUAGCAUAUUAUUAUUACAAGGGCUAUUUUUUAAAUAAGGUCCGUUUUUUAAUAAGAAGAAAAAUACUGUAAAUAUCAUUAAAAUAUUUUUUUUCCAUAUUCUACAUACUUUUAUCUACUUUUCUACAUAAUUUCCAUUUUUGUUCAAACAUUUGUCAUACCGCUCAAAAAUUUUUAAAAAUUCCAACUUCAAAGAAAUCUGCCGCUGGAAACAUUAGGCCACGCUGCUUGUCUUGUAUGGCACGGUGGAGUUUGCUCAAGGUCACAAUAAGCAUCAGAAUUGAUUGUUAGUGGACUUUAUGUCAAGACACACAACAAAGUCCCUUUCCUGUCCCAAAAGACAGUUACCAUGAUCUUUUGUGCUGAAAUCGAAUAACAGAUCGUAUCUUAGUCGGUGGGUGACUCAAUUUUCUUAAACAUUACAGACUUCUACAGUUCAGCACACAGACAGACGAUACGGCUACAAAUGGCAUCUAAACACGCGCAAAGCAUGCUGAAAGCAUAUGCUCAUGCACACUGCUGCAAUCAUGCAUCAUUCUCACUCUCAUUCACAAACAGACCUUAUUUAAAAAAUAGCCCUCAUAUAUUCAGUGCCUAAACCAGAUUUAUGUCAUUGAAUAAUUUCAUUGGAAUCACAACUGUGUAAGAAAAUAAUUUUUUUUCACAAUUACCAAAGACAAUACUUUGUUUGCAUGUACAAUUGAUACAAUAUUUUUAGACUAAAAAUUCUUAUUUUUCAAUUGUGACCAAAAUAAAUUUCGUUUGACAAUCAAAGAACAAUACAUGUAAUAAUAAGUACAUUAACUAUAGAAUACUCCAGAUCAACCUGUAGUGGGACUCAUUCCCAAAACUUGUACUAACCAUGCAGAUGCAUUACCACUUAUUUUUGCUAGUUUUUAACUUGAAACAAGUAAAAGCCAGAUUUCUUCAGGCUAUAUUUGGUUAAAAAGUUUGGACUUUACCAUUAUAUGUAUUGGGUUCCAUAUUUCAAUCAAUUUUGAUCUUCUGCACACCAAGGUCAACUUAUAUUGCAAGCAUAACCUAAAAAUCUCGAGAUUGCCAUAAAUUUCGGCAUUAAGAAUUUAAAAACCAAUCAGAAUCAAAUUAUUUUUAAAUAGAUAUUUUGGAUGCAGUUUUAACAAGCCAUUUAACUAAUACAUCAAAUUAUUAAUAAAUAAGAUUUUUAUUAUUUUUUCAAUUAUCAGAUUUUUGUUACAGACCUUUUUGAGUUGCACUUUUGUUCAUUUAAAUUACAAGUGGAAACCAUUUGUUCUGUUUGAUAACAAACUUACAUUUUAAAAUAUUCUAAACAUUUAAGUUUGGAUUGUUACUAACUCAUAAAGUCCAUCUUAUAAACAAAGCAUUGACAAAUAUACGGAACAGAAUGGAAUCACACCACAAAAGAUUUUCUCUAAUAGAACUCCACCUGAAGAAGGACCUAAGGUGGACUGAAAACAUUCAUGGUAUAUUAAAAAUAUUUGAAAAGCUUCAUAAAGUUAAUGUGAUAUAUAUAUUUGUUACUAACUAUCUGAAAUUCUUUUGAAGUUUUCAUAUUUGACAAAAAAUUAUCAUCCUGUUUAUUAUUAUGCCAAAAUUAUAGGAUUCAGAUUAAAUAUAAUCUCUCUCACACAUUGGCAUUAAAGAGGUUUAAAAUGAUCUGAUACUUGAUAAUAUUGUAAGAUAUAUCUGAAAAUGCUGUCGCUGCACAAGCAGUGUGAUGAUGAUUUUGUCGUCAUCAUAAUGAAAUUUCAAUUAUUAUUUGCAUAAAUGAAUAUAAUAAUAGGUUUUUUAAUAUGAUUAUCAUUAUUAUAUAGAUAGAGAACAUCAGCAUAUUAAAAUUUUUAACAUAAGCAAAUGUCAGAACAUUAUUUAUAAACAGGAGAGAGAAAAAGCAUGGAAAAUUUAUUUACUUAACAAAGUCUAGUCUAUAGUUUACAAAUCUGUUAGGUAGAAUGGUUGCAAAUAAUUAACAUCCAUUUAUACAUUCAAUUUUUUAAAAGUUAAAUUAGUUUAUGCAAAAUCAAACCGGGGCAGCAAUACUAGCUUUUGCAGAAAAUUUAUUGCAUAUUUUACUUACUUGAUAGAAAAUUUAAUUUCAAGUAAGGAAAAAGUCUCACUUUAUAAUUUGUUUGCUAAAAAUUACACACACGUUGCAUAGCUUGCACCAGAAUUACUGACAAAAUUUUCCAACCUGUUUUCAAAUUCUACAAAAAUUUAAUCAUCAUUUUCAUAUCAAAAACUUUUUGUUUUGUUUGUAAUUCAAUCAGACACUCUCAUUGCAUGCAUUUGCCACUAAAUAUCGAGAGAAAAAAUUCCAACCCUUCAUAAUUACAGAUUUUGUAAGGUAUCAAUCAUAACUUCAUUCCAAUUUUUUAAAAAAAGCAUUUACUUAAACAGUAUUACAAAAUUCAAAUUGUCUUAUUUGGUUUUAUCAUCAUCAAAUACAUAAAAAAUUAUGAAGUCUAUACAAAAUUUUUAUAUGUACUUUAUGCAAUUUGUUAUGAUAAAAAGAAUGUUACAAUACUUUAUGUAUAUAUUCAAGUAAAAAUAUAUUUUGUAUUGUUGCUUAUUAUUGUAAUAUUUCAAAAUUAAUGUGUAGUAAUGGCUGGAUAAAUUUUUAUAUUAAUUGUAUUUUGCAAAACAGUUGAAAGUAAUAAAUUGAAAAUAACAUUUCUACAAGAAUUAGUUGAAAACUUUUUUUUUAACAGAACUUUUGCAACUAUUCUAAAAUGAAAAAUUAAAAUUUGAAUCUAAGAUUAAUGUGGGUCACCGGAGGUACAACUUCAUCCUACCUCUUUUAGUCUGCAACAGUUUGGUGAAACUGCCCACUUGUCAGUGGAUGGCUUGUCUAUUUUUUUCUAUCCCGAAGGGUCAGGAUUCUUUUUGUCAGGUCGAGUGGAGGAGAUGAGAGGGGUUGGCAAUAAACGAGUAAAGGACACAAUUUAACAACAAAACAAAAAUUUUAUUAGACAACAACUUAGAUAACAUACCUAACAUCGAGAUUCUAUCAACCUUACCUGCAGAUAUGGGUGGGUGCACGCUGAGAGAGAGUUUACAAUAUGCGUUUCAUACCUCUAGGGUCGCUUGUACUGAAUCGACGUAACUUAGAUUGGGAGAGAUUCGUCUGGAGCUAUCUGCGAGUUGGGUUCAAACUCGUCAUCCUUUCUUACCGUCUACACUCUCAGGAACAAAUCUUCUUUCUGGCCUUUGACUCCCCCUUUGUCCCGGUGUUCGAUCUAUUUAUCUCCUUGAUCAUGUUAUCAUUUUUCGCUAAUCACGAAUUUUUUCGUUUAUUUCCUCGUGACUCAUUUACGAGUUCUGGAGAAAAAGGAAGUAUGUUCAUCCUCUGGUACAAAUUUGACAAUAUUUUGAAAGAGGAGAAAAAAAUGGAAGAUUUUUUUUCAUUUCUAUUCAUCCCAACCCUCACAUUAAGCAGUCUGUUGAGUUGUUAGUACCCUGAUCAGUAAUGAUGAGUACAACAUCAAAAUCAAUUUCUUCUAACUUUUUAAUGUAACUGUAAAGUAGUACUUUGAUUUUUUCAGCUGGCAUAGAUGAAUGAGUUAAAGCCAAUGGUUUGCUUAAAAUUGUUAUUUAUUUCCCUGAUGACAAAUGAUGGUGAUAUGGGAAUCAACAUAGUUGUAAAGUCAACGCUAUAGCAUUUUUGAUAUCAUGCUUUAAAGUUAUUUUUAGUGCAACUUAUUCAUGCACAAAGCAACAAUUUUGAUUCAGGCACCAUUAGUUGAAUUUUGUGUUUAAAUAUAUCAAACAGCUCAUUGUAAAAACCUGGCUGAACAGAAAUAUUUUGUUUGUUGCUGCAAGGUACUUCUGGCAGGUAGUGAAAAUAUCUCUCACUUAAAACAAUAACUUUCUGGAAUUUGAAAGUAUAAAGCUAAAGGAAAAUUAAGCAUUUCUUUUGUCCACAAGUUUAUUGUGAUCUCCUAGCUCUAUUUGUAUUGAUAAAAAUAUUUUUAGAUUCCCAGCAUGAGAAGUUUUGUGAUAUGUAUUUUGUUAGUUGCUCCUUAUCAAUUAAUUGUUUUUAGGUACAGAUGCUUUAGCUUUGCUAAUUGUUUCUGCAGCUGGGAAAUUUUCUUUGAUUUUCAAUUUCAGUUAACAAUUCUUCUGCAUUAAUGUUACUUUUCCUGGAGACAUUGAGGAACCUGGGGUUACACUGUUCAUAUGUUUAGUCAUGAUUGUUUCAGGAGUUGCUGAUGUUGUGCUGAAGCUGGGAACUGUUGCACCUACUGUGAAUUCUGUAUAAGUUUCCAGCCCAACAAACUGAAUUGCAACUGAGCUAGAAGGUCUAAUAACUGUUGAAGAGGGUAGAACUAGAAUACAAUCAUUAUAUUUCAUAUACAUAAGAGAU
Molecule: messenger RNA, 7722 nt
Organism: Centruroides sculpturatus (bark scorpion)
Lineage: Eukaryota; Metazoa; Arthropoda; Arachnida; Scorpiones; Buthidae
Exons: 3
Coding region: 1950-3203 (417 amino acids)
Source: RefSeq, a predicted model, not a curated record